AUGGCCAGCGUGCAACAAGGCCACUACGGCGAGCUGCAUGACGAUGAAUCCAUCUUGGACGAUGACCUGAUUGACGCGGAUAAUGAUGGUGAGCCAUUGCCUCUCGACCUCAUUCCUCAUCCAGUGCUAACUUGCCCGCACCCAGCCAUCGAAGCCGACGACCCUCUACGCGACUCCGACCGCGCCCCCCUACGAGGCAACAUCGAACCCGACUCCGGAUCCCGAGCCGGCGGUGCAUCGGGCUAUGGCAACUACCUGACCUCCUCAAUCCCCGGCGAGGACCGUCGCGCGCCGCAAAAUACCCUCGACGAAAGUGUGUGGCAGACCUUGUCGCGGGACCUGGUCGCCGUGUGGGAGAAGAUGCGCCACGUCCUCUGGCCUAAAUACCUGCUGGGCGGGAUGAUGUCGCGCGGUGGCAGCGGCCUCAGCGAUGAGGAGACCGGCGGGGCAACGGGAUUCGGUCGCAACCUACGCGGGAUCGUAGGUCGCUGGCCGGAUGCUGAUGUUGUGCUGCAGGGUGGGAUGAGUGAGGGUUUGCGCGAUUGGGAUCUUUGGGGCCCGUUGAUUUUCUGUUUGCUUCUGAGCAUGUUCUUGUCUAUGCGCGCUAAGGGAGACCAAUCCUCGACGGUCUUCUCCGGUGUCUUUUCGAUUGUCUGGAUCGGAGAGGCUGCGGUGACUCUCCAGAUCAAGCUUCUAGGCGGCAAGAUCUCCUUCUUCCAAUCCGUCUGCAUCAUCGGCUACACGCUCUUCCCCAUGGUCAUUGCGGCUCUUCUCAGUGCCCUCGGACUUCCUACAAUCGCGCGGAUCCCCGUCUACCUCGUCCUGGUGGCGUGGUCGCUGGCAGCAGGCGUCAGCAUCCUGGGAGGGUCGGGUGUGGUGCGCAACCGAGUGGUUAUCGCGGUGUUCCCGCUGUUUGUGUUCUAUAUUGCGCUCGGCUGCCUGUGUUUCAUUAGCUAG
Molecule: messenger RNA, 957 nt
Organism: Penicillium lagena
Lineage: Eukaryota; Fungi; Ascomycota; Eurotiomycetes; Eurotiales; Aspergillaceae
Product: Yip1 domain protein
Exons: 3
Coding region: 1-957 (318 amino acids)
Biological process (GO): endoplasmic reticulum to Golgi vesicle-mediated transport
Cellular component (GO): trans-Golgi network; membrane
Source: RefSeq, a predicted model, not a curated record